GCUCAUUCCUCAAAAGAAUCACCACGUGAACUGAAACGGUUUCUCUGUUACUCGUGAAGGAGGGAAUGCUGUGCGUAUGGCGCACCCACCGUUUUGCAAAUAAAUGUGUCCACUCUUCAUUCAAAACCAAAACGAACCAGACUUUCCGUUCCUUCCUUCCGCCUGACACCUGAAUAUACGGUUUGGGUCGGUCGAUUUUUUCGGGAUUGAAUCAUUAAAACAUCGCUUUGAGCUCUCUCUCUCUCUCUCUUAUUAGUCGUUAGUGAGGAAGACAAGGAGAAAACCAAAGAUUGUACUGUUCCGUCGCAGGGCAAGGACGAAAAACCAAAACCUCUGAUGUCUACAUUGGGCAAACCAGCAAAUAUUUUCUGGCAUGAAUGCCCAGUUGGGAAACUUGAAAGGCAGAAACUUCUUCAGCAAAAAGGAUGUGUUGUAUGGAUUACAGGCCUCAGUGGAUCAGGAAAAAGCACGCUGGCAUGCUCAGUUGGAAGAGAGUUGCACACUAGAGGAAAGCUUUCAUACAUCCUUGAUGGAGAUAAUCUUAGGCAUGGCUUAAACAAAGAUCUUGGUUUUAAACCCGAAGAUCGUGCAGAAAAUAUACGUAGGGUUGGGGAAGUAGCAAAACUCUUUGCAGAUGCUGGUUUGAUAUGUAUUGCUAGUCUCAUAUCUCCAUAUAGAAGGGAUCGAGAUGCUUGCCGUGCCCUAUUGCCAGAUGAAAGUUUUAUUGAGGUUUAUAUGAACAUGCCUCUAGAAGUUUGUGAGCAAAGAGAUGCAAAGGGCCUUUACAAGCUUGCACGUGCAGGAAAGAUUAAAGGUUUUACUGGAAUAGAUGAUCCAUAUGAACCACCCCUGAAUUGUGAGAUAGAAAUACAGCAGAAAGAUGGAAUUUGUCCCACUCCAUUGGUCAUGGCAGGACAAGUGGUAUCUUACUUGGAGGAGAAAGGCUUUCUUCAAGAGCCAUGAUGUAUCCAACUGAAAUAUCCAUUUCUUUGAUCACCAUUGAGCUGUCAUCUUGUAGAUGUCAUGGUCUUGGAUGAUGUAAUUUCAGAUCAUUUGUAUAGUUAAUUAUCAACUGAAGGGGCCUGAUUUGGUAGCUAUUGGGCAAUUUUAUGGUUGAGUGGGUUCCAACUUCCAAUAUCAUGGUGCACUCACUGGGACUUGAGACAGGUUACCAAGUCAACAUAAUUAACGACCAUAACUGUGGAAACCCAUGUUGUUACCAUCAAAAGCCAUUUUGGCUUUGUUUCUGAACGAGCUUUUUCUUUUGAA
Messenger RNA from Nelumbo nucifera (sacred lotus), 1269 nucleotides. Its product is annotated as adenylyl-sulfate kinase 3-like. Gene Ontology annotation, biological process: sulfate assimilation. The record is from RefSeq and is a predicted model, not a curated record. Lineage: Eukaryota; Viridiplantae; Streptophyta; Magnoliopsida; Proteales; Nelumbonaceae. Gene Ontology annotation, molecular function: ATP binding; adenylylsulfate kinase activity.